AUGCUGGGAGAGGUUUUAUCGGUGGUUUGGCUACUUCUUCUGGGUUAUUGUCUCGGUAAGAGUCCACCUUCCAAUGAAGUCACUUCCGCCAGGCAAGGAAGAUUCUUUCCUUUCUACACAAUUGGACGCUUCCAGAAUAGCGUCUGUACGGGCGGAAAUAAUCUCCUGGGUACGUGUCAGGUGAAUGGGGAAUGUUCAGACAAUGGAGGGAUUUCCACGGGAUCUUGCAGCACUGUUACAGCUCAGGCUGUUUGCUGUGUUUAUCAAAUGGCCUGCGGGAGGUCAACGAGCUUCAAUAAUACCUACUUCUACAAUCCUGGCUUCCCGGAGUCCUAUCGUGGAGGUAACAGAUGCACAGUUCAGGUGUCACGAUGCGAUGAUAGUAUUUGUCAGCUUCGCAUUGACUUCCUGGACUUUUCGUUGGCACAGCCGAAUGGCGAUGGAAGCUGUUUAACGGAUUUCAUGACGGUCACAGGGGGUUCAUCGCGUGUUCCGCGUCUCUGUGGUGAGAAUACCGGGCAGCAUGUCUAUGUGGACUUCAAUGGGAAUGCCCCAAUAACCAUUGCUAUGCUCACAACGGGCUCGGAGCCAUUUGCACGGCAUUGGAACUUCCGUUUGUCACAGAUUGCAUGCGAUUCGGAAUUUAGGGCUCCAUCGGGAUGCCUCCAGUACCAUCUUGCUGAGUCCUCAGAUGCGCCACUGCAGAGCUUCAACUAUGCCCCAAUGCCCAAUCCACUACCCAAUUCCAUUGGGGUUACGGGGACAAGGCAACUGGCGGGGUUACAGUAUGGAAUUUGUAUCCGGAUGGGAGCUAAUAUGUGCAGCAUUACGUAUUCUUUGCCAGAUGGUCAACCGUAUGCCUUCACGGUGACAGGAGAUGUUGGAGCAAUUGAUCCCACCCUCCUGGGCACGAUAGAUGUCUCCAGUCAGAUGUGCACGACGGACUAUGUGAUUGUUCCGCAUCCAAGCCAAAAUGGGAUACUCCUCAACACCGGAACAGACCGUUUCUGUGGCCUUGGCUUUGCUCCCACCACCAGUGACAUCAAACCCUUCGUUCUGUACGUUGUUCAGGAUCAAAAUGAGAAUAUGGACAUUGCCAACAGAGGAUUUGCUCUCACAUAUUCGCAAAAUCAAUGCCCGGUUGUAUUUUAGCAAUAAAGAUCUUCUCUCUAGAA
Messenger RNA from Lutzomyia longipalpis, 1175 nucleotides. RefSeq lists its product as uncharacterized. Lineage: Eukaryota; Metazoa; Arthropoda; Insecta; Diptera; Psychodidae. The transcript is spliced from 5 exons. The coding region runs from base 1 to 1152 and encodes 383 amino acids. The record is from RefSeq and is a predicted model, not a curated record.